AUGGACAGUUUUGACAACUCUUAAGCUUGCUUUUUUACUGUUUCAGAUUGCAGCGGCGCAACUGUUGGCACGAGUCAUUGUAACACUAGGAUACAUACCUCCGGGUGACGGAAUGCGUUUAUUGUUUGAGAGGCUGCACGGGCAAUUGUCAGCAGAAGACAUGGCUGAGGUUCUGGAACUGGCACAGAUUUUUGUGGAAGAGUUACCUGACCGGAUAAUUACGUCCGAGCAUGACGACGAAUUGCCGACACUUGGGACCCGCGUGCGGCGUGGUCCGGGCUGGAAGCAUCAGGACCAGGACUCUGAAGGCGUGGGGACCGUGUGCAGCCACGGGAAGGAUGGCAAGGUGUGGGUUGAGUGGGACAACGGGAACAGGAAUUGCUACGAUUACAAGAAUGAAACGAAAGAUGUCAAGGCUGCAAACGAACCCAAGGUUCUUAAGUCUGAUGAGUUGAUUGCUACAGGAUGUCGGGUAACAAGAG
Molecule: messenger RNA, 482 nt
Organism: Mizuhopecten yessoensis (Yesso scallop)
Lineage: Eukaryota; Metazoa; Mollusca; Bivalvia; Pectinida; Pectinidae
Exons: 3
Biological process (GO): protein ubiquitination
Molecular function (GO): ubiquitin-protein transferase activity; metal ion binding
Source: RefSeq, a predicted model, not a curated record